Molecule: messenger RNA, 1124 nt
Organism: Ruditapes philippinarum (Manila clam)
Lineage: Eukaryota; Metazoa; Mollusca; Bivalvia; Venerida; Veneridae
Product: sodium- and chloride-dependent glycine transporter 2-like
Exons: 4
Coding region: 124-600 (158 amino acids)
Biological process (GO): sodium ion transmembrane transport
Cellular component (GO): membrane
Source: RefSeq, a predicted model, not a curated record
ACGAUGAUGAUGUUCAUUAUUUCCAGAUUUUAACUUCAGGGUGGUUACUAUCUACUCACACUGUUGGACUGGUAUGCGGCGACAUUUUCGGUGACAAUAUUUGCUCUCAUUGAGUUGUUAGUGAUGGCGUAUGUCUACGGUAUCAAAAGAGUUGAUGCAAAUAUGCGGGAGAUGACAGGAAAUGGGGUACCGCUGUUAUUCAAAAUUGCCUGGUGUGUUACAACUCCUAUACUUCUUGCGGUCACCCUCGGUUUCACCGUAUACACCUAUGAACCGCCUUCAUACGGCAGUUACGAGUACGAGCAAUGGCAUAUCGGAUUAGGAUGGUGUAUCGCCUCCGCUUCCCUCGCCCCUAUACCAAUAUACGUCAUCUAUAGGCUAUACAAAACACCAGGGACAUUACUUGAGAGGCUGAAAAUAAACUUACGCCCAAAUGAGCUGUGGGGCCCACCAGAAGAAAUAAGAAAUCCGGAAAUCAUCCCACAAGAAAAACUUUGGGGACCAGCAUUUACCGGAAAUGACGACAUCAAAACCGAUUCUUCAAAAUCUCCCGACAAAAUUGACGGACUUGACAAUCCCUCAUUUCAAACAAAACUAUAAUUGAAGUAUUGAAAUUCACACAUGUUAAUUGUACUAUCAAACAAUGUACUUUUCGUGUGACAUUGGUACUGGUGUAAAACAAAAUGGUACUGGUGUAAAAAUAUUGUUUUCGUUUUGUACAUGUGUGGAAACAAUUCUUCAUAGAACAAUGUGCAAAUUAUGUAUAACAAAAUGUAUAUGACAAAUCCGGAAAUAGUAUUGUCACUAUUCUGUCAUAGGCACAUGACGUCACUUUCUAAAUAACACAACACAAAGGUGAAAGUCGAAAUAAAAUUCACAAAUUUAAACCAAGAAUUGAGUUCAACAUGUAAUGGUCGAAGUUAAACAAGAAAUAUAACUUAUACAUUUAAUCAUUUUCAAAUGUUCUACGCAUAUUACCAUUGUUAACUCUAACCUCACACAAGAAAUGUUUAAUUUUCGUUUCUAUAUAACCAAUUGUAAAUAUUUACUAGCGGCUUUGCAUCAGAAAUAUUGCUUAUAAUCUGUAUUAAUAAUUCUUCAAAUGUUGCCUUAAACCUUGAAUU